Messenger RNA from Zygotorulaspora mrakii, 2055 nucleotides. It is a transcript of the gene NCP1, whose product is annotated as NADPH--hemoprotein reductase. The record is from RefSeq and is a predicted model, not a curated record. The transcript has a single exon. Gene Ontology annotation, molecular function: NADPH-hemoprotein reductase activity; flavin adenine dinucleotide binding; FMN binding. NCBI's taxonomy places the organism in Eukaryota, Fungi, Ascomycota, Saccharomycetes, Saccharomycetales, Saccharomycetaceae. Gene Ontology annotation, cellular component: cytosol. Bases 1 to 2055 code for a protein of 684 amino acids.
AUGAUAUUGGGUUUAGAUAAUACGGACUUUUACGUGUUAUGUGGAUUGGCAUUGGCAAUUGGCCUUUACUUGAAAAGAGACACACUCAAAGAGCUGUUUAUGAGUAAUGAUGAUGAUAUCACGAUAAGUGGUGGGUCCCGUGAUAUAGUGGAGGUUCUUCGUGAGAACGGUAAGAAUUAUUUGGUGUUGUUUGGAUCCCAAACUGGUACUGCCGAGGAUUAUGCCAAAAAGUUCGCCAAAGAGCUAGCCGCUAAAUUCGAAUUGAAUGUGAUGUGUGCUGAUAUUGAGAAGUAUGAUUACCACAACCUAAACGAGUUACCAUCUAAUGUGGUGGUGUCUUUUUUCAUUAGUACCUAUGGUGAGGGUGACUUCCCUGAUGGAGCAGUGCAAUUUGAAGAAUUUUUGCAAAACGCAGAAUCUAGCGAUCUAGAAAAUUUGAAAUAUACAAUUUUUGGCUUAGGAAAUUCAACAUAUGAGUUUUAUAAUGGCGCUGCUAAGAAAGCAGUGAAAUAUCUUGACCAAGCAGGUUCCAAGAUCAUUGGCAAAUUCGGUCAAGGUGAUGAUGGUGCUGGAACUACUGACGAAGAUUUCUUGUCAUGGAAGAGUGAUGUUUUGGAAGUUUUGAAAGAUCAAUUACAUUUAGACGAACAUGAACAGAGAUACAUCCCUUCGUUUAAAUUUGAAAAACUCGGCUCGAUUGAAGAGAAAGUUUCCUUGGGCGAACCAUCUCUUCAGUAUUUACCAUGUAAUAAGCUUUCUUUUAAUGAUGAGAAUAUUCAGCUAGGUCCAUAUGAUCUACAUCAGCCCUUUGUUGCACCCGUGGUAAAAAGUUUCGAGUUGUGUAAGGGUAAGGAACGUAGUUGUAUCCACACCGAGAUUGAUAUAUCUGGUUCGAACAUGAAAUACUCUACGGGUGAUCAUGCUGGUGUGUGGCCUUCGAAUGCCGAUGAAAAGGUAAAAGAUUUCCUUGACAUUUUCAAUUUGGAUCCUGAAACAAUUUUUGACUUGAGUCCUUUAGAUUCGACAAUAAAGGUUCCUUUCCCCACUCCAACAACUAUCGGUGCAGCUGCGAGACAUUAUAUGGAAAUUACUGGUCCAGUUUCAAGACAAACUUUUGGCCUUUUCGAGCAGUUCGCUCCAAAUGAGGAUAUCAAAGCAAAAAUAGCUGAAUUGGCAAACGAUAAAUCUGCUUUCGCUAAGGAAAUUCAUGGUAAAUAUUACAAUCUAGCAGAUGCUUUGAAAGAACUUUCUGGUGAGAACAAGUGGGAUAAAGUCUCGUUCGUUUUCUUGAUUGAGACCAUUCCUCGUUUGCAACCUCGUUAUUACUCUAUCUCGUCCUCAUCCUUGUGUGAAAAGCAAACUAUUCAUGUUACUUCCAUCGUGGAAGACUUUCCAAAUCCCGAAGGUGGUAAGCCUGUCGUAGGUGUUACAACAAACUUGCUGAGAAACAUUGAGUAUGCCUUCAAUGGUAAGGACAAUAAAGAUUUACCUGUUCAUUACGAUUUGAAUGGGCCUCGUUCUCUGUUCAAGAACUUCAAAAUUCCUAUUCAUGUACGUCGUUCAACAUUCAAAUUACCAUCAAAUCCUUCAACUCCUGUCCUCAUGUUUGGUCCAGGUACUGGUGUAGCUCCAUUCCGUGGUUUUAUCAGAGAACGUGUUAAGUUUAUCGAAAAUCAAGAAAAUGUCAAACUGGGUAAACAUUUGUUGUUUUAUGGGUCUCGUAACAAAGAUGAUUUCUUAUAUCAAAACGAAUGGCCAGAAUAUGCUAAAAAGUUGGAUGGUUCUUUUGAAAUGAUCGUUUGUCAUUCGAGGUUACCAAAUGAGAAAAAAGUGUAUAUUCAAGAUAAGCUUAUUGAGCGUGAAGCAGACGUUUUGGGAAUGAUCAAUAACGGUGCCUUCAUUUACGUUUGUGGUGACGCUAAAGGUAUGGCUCAAGGUGUUAGCGCAGCUUUAGUAGAUAUACUUUCUCGCGGAAAAUCAAUCGAGAAAGCUGAGGCAUCUGAAAUGAUCAAAAUGUUGAAGACGUCUGGUAGAUAUCAAGAGGAUGUCUGGUAA